This is a messenger RNA of Epinephelus lanceolatus (giant grouper), 1272 nucleotides long. The record is from RefSeq and is a predicted model, not a curated record. NCBI's taxonomy places the organism in Eukaryota, Metazoa, Chordata, Actinopteri, Perciformes, Serranidae.
UGCAAAUAUACGAAGUGAACUGUUAGGACUUCCCACAGCUCCUCUUACCUCUUUGUUGUCUCUCUGACACAGAUGUUCUUGAGCCUGUUGCACUGAUUCUGGAUGAUCUCCUUGGCCUGCUGCUGCUGCAUUUUCCCCAAAAAACGGGACAAAUUGUGUCCCAGGAGAGACUUUUUUUUUCCUGGGACAGCUGAUGAAAAAAGAGAACAAUUCUGAGAAAAACGGGACGGGUGGCAACUCUAGCGCAUGUCCAGCUUGACCUUCUCCGCAAAAGUUGGUGGAAUCCAUUCUUACCAAGAAACCUGGUGGGGAACACAUAAUAACUGAAUAUAAUCGAAGCAAGUCCCUGACAGAUGAAACCAGAAGGAAAUGGUGAACAUACUGGCAGCUGACAUGACAGAGAAGAAUGGUACAUCACCACCCAGACAGGUGAAAGAAAUGUAUGCCAGAGGAAUUGUGAGCUUAUUCCCCUACCUCAGUGAUCCAUUCUCCAGGACCGGUUAUGAGCAUUAUUAUGAUGGCGAGAGUGGCACUGGGUACUUGGCCUGGAGGAUUAAAACUCUUCAGAGAUCCACUGCUAGAGACAGACGAUCAUCAUAUGGAGCAUCAUCUGAAGGAGCAUCUCAUGAAGAUGGGCUUGGAGGACCAGCUGCCAGACGAGAGCCCCGGUUUGGUCCAGAGACUGUUCUGAGUGAAGAUGAGUAUAAGGAAGCCAUCGCACUGAUUAAACAUUCAGCUGAUGAGGACACAAUCAAGAAGAAGAUGAAGUUGACAUUUGACUUCCGCCGCAACAUGGUCCUUGACCCACAGCAGUCAAGCAACGUACUAUCUGUCUUUCCACGUUUCAAAGACGUCAAAGGCUUGGUGGAACAGGAUUUUGUUCUGAUGUUUGGGGAGGAUGUCUCUGGCAAGUUUCUGGAGAAAUGGGCGACCACAUUCAAGAAAAAGAUCAUCCAACAAUGCAGAAAGCUUCCAUACACCAGUGAGCUUGAUGAUCUCCUCCUGGCAGCUGAUACUCCUUAGGAUGGCACUGAAGUGGAUGACGACAUUGUGACCUCUCAUUGAUUUUGCUGCUGUCACACCUGAAUCCCCCUUCUGCCCAGGGUCAUAAGAGACCAGGAAAGGUGUCUGCUUCCUAAGCAGAGAAGCAUCUCGUGGUCUUCAAGAAGGUUUGUAUUUGUUCCUAAUUUAUUUUAAUGUUUUAUUUGAGGAUGUUUCACUGAGGGAGCCUUGGUUUUGUUAGUCUCGCCACCAGACAAUCAGAGAUCUCCA